Messenger RNA from Phytophthora sojae, 584 nucleotides. RefSeq lists its product as hypothetical. Bases 268 to 549 code for a protein of 93 amino acids. The record is from RefSeq and is a predicted model, not a curated record. NCBI's taxonomy places the organism in Eukaryota, Oomycota, Peronosporomycetes, Peronosporales, Peronosporaceae. The transcript has a single exon.
GUCGCUCCAAGAGCCAAGACGCCUAUGACGAGCUCAGCAGCCACUGUUGCCCGCGUAUCGGAGACCAACGAGUCGGUAGACGAUCCCAAUGAAGCCACUACAAGCUCCAGCUCUGCUGCUGGUCAGAGCCAGCUCCAACCCGGCAGACUGCGAGGCUUCAGUCGAGCCGCGCAGUCGGUCAUCUCCAUGCGCAAGCUGCAGAAGUCCACGGAGAACGUGGCGGAGGAGGAGCAGUAGCAGCAGCCGACCGAUUCGUGCUCGUCGGUCAUGUCCAGCGUGGUGCGCAGGGUGAGUCGACACAACAACGCAGCCGACACGGGGCUUGGACACGCGUCGUCAAGCGUCACCGGAGCGGGAGCUGCCGCGUCCGACAAGCGCAUCUCGCUGGCGCAGAUGCUCAAGAGCCGGGAGAUGAAGAACCUGAUGCAGCAGGCGCUGGUCGCCAACAAGCAGUUCGGACGCGCAGCCACGAUCCCCGAGGAGCAGUCGCGUGUCAUGGCGCACUGGAUCAAGCUGUUGACGUUAAAGGCGGGAAGUCGGACAUUGUGAAGUACUGUAUGGCACGAUCACCGUUGCCCACUCUU